This is a messenger RNA of Medioppia subpectinata, 1092 nucleotides long. Lineage: Eukaryota; Metazoa; Arthropoda; Arachnida; Sarcoptiformes; Oppiidae. The record is from the annotation of a GenBank genome assembly.
AUGGAUUGGGAAGCGGACGGAGGGCUAACACUGACACUAAUCGACACCCAUGUGGUGGACGUGAGGCACACCGAGUGGACCAGUUUCGAUGUGAUGCCGGCGGUGCAGCGGUGGGCCAGCAAUCCGGCCACGAAUCUAGGAUUAUAUGUGCGAAUCACCGAUUUUAAUGGCACACAUUCAUUGCCCGACGGCCAUAGGGCGCACGUGCUCUUAAAGCCAACCUUCGGAGUCACCCCCACAGCCACUAAUCCCAACGCCAACAACAGUCCUAUUAUUAAUCCCCAACACUAUUCAUCGCAGUCUAAAUCCCAGUCCCAGCACUCAUCAGGUGCUGAAACACCUGUACAAUCGUCGUCACCUCCUAAUGACAAAUCGUCGCCUAAUUCUGUUGUCAGUGCCAUCAAUGGGAUCCCAUCGACAGCACCUGUGCUGCCCAACGAUGGCCGGGCAGGAGCUGCUGCUGAGGCCAGUGAUGUGCCAGAAUUGCAUGUGGGGGUCGGCACUGAGGGUGACAGUGACAGUGAGCACGAGUGCAAACAUAAGACAAUACACACCAAAUCCGAGCAACAAUUCGAUGACAAUAAGGAGAACAAUGAGAAUGAGAAGGAAGAGGAGGUAGUGGUGACCGACGACGACUACUGGGCACACAUUCAACCACUACUGUUGACCUAUACGUCCGAUCGUCACGCAGAGGCCGACGCAGCGAAGUUGCGCCGCAAACGGCAAACUCAUGGCAACGGCCGGACCCGCGGCCGACAUCGGGGUAAGGGUCGCAAAGACAACUGUCGCCGACACUCGCUGUACGUGGACUUCGGUGACGUCGGUUGGAACGACUGGAUCGUCGCCCCUCCCGGCUAUCAGGCCUACUACUGCUCGGGCGAGUGUCCGUUCCCGCUGUCGGAUCACCUCAACUCAACCAAUCACGCCAUCGUCCAAACGCUGGUCAAUUCGGUGAACCCGUCGGCAGUGCCUAAGGCCUGUUGCAUACCCACAGAGCUGUCACCCAUUUCUAUGCUAUACGUCGAUGAAUACGAUAAGGUUGUGCUGAAAAACUAUCAGGAUAUGGUCGUUGAGGGCUGUGGCUGUCGCUAA